AUGAACGGAGCUUUAUCACUCUAAAAAAAUGGCUUAAACACAAAUGAUCUUGGAGCUAAAUCUAGUUCGAAGUCUCAAUAACGCUACUUGAAUAUAUCACAGAAUAAUCAAUAAACAUUGCAGCAAAUUGAAUAAUUUGGAAAGCAGAGAAAUAAGCUUGAAUUCAGUGAUAUUAGCAUCAAUUAGAAAGUAGAUAAUAAUAAUCUUAAGAAUUUAUUCAAUAAACACAGAAGCUCAAACAAAGACGGAAAUGCGCUGCCAAGUCUCUCGAACAGAUAAGAACCUAACUCAGGACAGAUGAGCUCUCAUAGAAAGAAAUUAAACCACAUGGACUAUAGGUAUGCAAAGUUGACUAGAGAUGCAAUUGCUGAUAGACUUGAUAGGUACAAAAAUAAGAAUAAAAAAUAACAGAUGAAUCGAGAAUCUGUAAUUGAAUUUGUUAGUCAAGAAUAUGGAUUUGUAAUGACUUUAAUGUCUGCAACUGAUGCCAUUUUAUUCUGUAGAGGACCAUAACUUGAUUCUUCUGAAGCUUAUAAUGAGGAUAAACUAGUCUCAUGGCUAGAGGCUAAUUUACCAUCAAUGAGGAAAAUUGGUGACCACUUUAAACCUUGGAAACCAUCAAGAACAGUCCCUAAUUCUUUGAAUACAAGUCAGGAUUAGCUCUAUCUUUCAAAACUUAGUAAUGGGGGUAGGUUUGAUAAUAAUGAUAUAUCAACUUAGCAAGUAAACAAAUUCUAAGUAAAUCCUACUCUUAUUAAGGAAAUGAAUGAUUGUCUUGCAUAAUGUGAAAGAUAACCUGCACUUAAGAGAAAAAUCUAGGACACUUUACACACUUUAUAAGAAUCUAUGAUGGAUUAUAAAGCUUAAGAAGGUUUAAAAGCUUCAAUGAGAGCUUAGAAAAGAUUAAGAGAUAAAAUACUAUCAGAGGAAGAAACAAAAGAGAGAUCAAUCCAAAGAAUGCUUGAAUAGACAGCCGUUUUAGAUUCGCCCAUUAGAGCUGCAAAUCUAUAAGAAGUUCUCAGAAAAUAAUGGUGUGAGUACAGAGAUUCAUAUGUUAUCAUGAGCAAGUUAACAAAUAAAUAAAAGAGAAAACUUAACGAUAUGAUAAAAUGA
Stylonychia lemnae is the source of this 1113-nucleotide messenger RNA. Lineage: Eukaryota; Ciliophora; Spirotrichea; Sporadotrichida; Oxytrichidae. The record is from the annotation of a GenBank genome assembly.